Psylliodes chrysocephalus is the source of this 1626-nucleotide messenger RNA. Lineage: Eukaryota; Metazoa; Arthropoda; Insecta; Coleoptera; Chrysomelidae. The record is from the annotation of a GenBank genome assembly.
AUGUUUGUUUUUGGUAGAGGAAUGAAAAUAAUAUCAUGGACGCUGUUACAUGUUGUAAUAGUAAUGGGACAAGAAAAUUUUCAAAUAGAAACAAGGAUUAUGAACGAUACUUCUGAGCAGACUUUCCAGUUAAAUUACCAUCAACAAUAUGUCCUGAUUUAUAAUGAUCUCGAAACUAUGAAUCCGUAUCGGGUAAAAACUUCAUCGCCGCAAGCCGUAAAAGAUAAACCGGUGUUGGUAGUGGCUCGACAAGAAAAACAAGUAACAGCGUGGUCCAUGCCCUUGGUUCUUGAAUCAUCUCUAAAGCAAAACGAAUUUUCCUUCACAAAAGCAUCGAAAACUCUUUGCCACGAUUAUAUGGAAGAUAUUGUUUGGGCAGAUUCGCCAUUUUCAAUCGCUCCUUUGCACCUCGCCCAGAACUUCAUCAUAAGUUUGUCGACGUCCAACACGCAAACCGUAAACGUGACGGUGGAAUUGGAAGAAGAGAAAUAUUUCUUCGUCGAAUUAGAUAAGAAUUACUCGCUGUCGGUGUCACCGAGCGAAUCCAGAUACGUAUUUUACAAAUUCGACAAGAACACGUCUGAUACAAUUGUUAUCGAAGUGGAUUCUCAGGACGAGAAAUGUCUUACGAUUUCUGUGCAAGACAGCAAGUGUCCAGUACUCGAUACAAACAAGGAUAUAAAAUACGAAGGAACAUACCAAACAAUAAACACGAAAGGAGCCAUCACUUUGGCGAGAAGAAGAUUUGUCGGAGGUUUCUUCCUAGUGUUUGUCGCCAAGCCUGAUAACUACGACUGCAGUCAAGACAGUUCGUAUUUACCGAGACUGACCAGAAUCGUGUCUUAUUUACAAAUGGACAGUUCGAAUAUAACGUUCGUCGUCAGAAACGGCAUCGCAGCCGAAAACUAUCUGACGGCCAUCAUGGCGACGUUAACGGUACUAUUCCUGGUAGGCGUUUUGGUUUUAACUACUGCACUGGUGUUCCAUCGAUACGGAACGAUUUCGAAAAAUAAGUAUAACGACGUUAUAGUAACGGAUUAUUUUGAACCGAUGUCCGAACAGCAAAUAUAUAAAAUCCUUGUGACAGAUCAUCUUACUCUGUCCGAAUUCGCUAGACAUCCGGCGAGGAUCAAGAAAAGAUCGUACAACUACUUGUGGCACACGUUGAGCAUAGCUAUUUUUUAUAGUAUACCGGUCGUUCAGCUCGUCGUCACCUAUCAAAGGAUAAUAAACAGGACAGGAGAUCAGGACAUGUGUUAUUAUAAUUUCUUGUGUGCACAUCCAUUAGGAGGUUUCACCGAUUUUAACCACAUUUAUUCUAACAUUGGAUACGUCGUUUUUGGUAUUCUGUUCAUUUGUGCCGUGUUUGAUAGACACAGAAUCAUCAAAAUCAGAAAAGAAAGAGGAAUACCCGUCCACUAUGGACUUUUCCACGCAAUGGGCGUUGCUCUAAUCAUAGAAGGACUUUUAUCGGCCUGUUACCAUAUUUGUCCGAGUCAAUCUAACUACCAGUUUGAUACGAGUUUUAUGUACGUCAUGGCGGUGUUGUGUAUGGUAAAACUGUACCAAAAUCGACAUUCGGACAUUAACGCCACCGCCUACACAACUUUUACCGUUCUGGAGUAG